Molecule: messenger RNA, 4840 nt
Organism: Microcebus murinus (gray mouse lemur)
Lineage: Eukaryota; Metazoa; Chordata; Mammalia; Primates; Cheirogaleidae
Source: RefSeq, a predicted model, not a curated record
UUAGUGCUCAUAGAUGAUAUUGUGCAUUUCUGACUGAUUUCUGCUAGGUACAGUAUCAUACGGUUUUUUGAUAUUACUAUUUGUGCAUAUAAAUAACUUUGGUCCAUGUCAAUGACUUUGCAACCAUUUCAUCCAGACAAAAUUGUCAUUUUGUAGUGAGGCAGCUCUGUUACACAUCAAGACAAUGCCAGAGUUAUAGGAAUGAGAGAUCCAGGUUUCCUGACUUUUAACCUUUGUCGUUGCUUCCUACCAAUCCAGGAUUGCUCCAAGAGAUUCUCUACAUGUGAAUUACUGAAAUAAGUCAAUGUAAUAUGCAUUCAUCUCUAGCCAUUGUUCUCUGAAAUUGAAAUUCAAGGAGAUAUCAAUUUGUUAUAUCUAUUCCCGGUUUUAUCUAUUCCUUAAAAUAUGCUUAUAGGUUUUAAGACCUUUGUGACACAUUUUAAUGAUGAAACAAUGAGGUUUGUAAGCAAAAACUGUCUGUAGUUUACCUCUAUACACAUUUAACUUCCUACCAAGACAUGAUUAAAGGAACUGCAUCCUUUGAUACCAAGGCUGCCGAAUUGUAGUUAUGAGGAUGGACUUUCUACAUGAAAACCAAAAAUCGAAGAGUGAAGCAUUACCAGCACCAUUAAGAGCCCUGAAACCACAAAAACAAUAAUCAAGGGGAAGAACGGUUGAGGAACACAACAUAAAUCAGCACAGAAUUUCAGAGUGGGAUAUCAGGUCUUUAGUGUGAAGCUACAUCUACAUUGAACCAGAAAUCACUGGAAGUGACAUUUGGAAAAGAAAACUUGGAAAUUAAACAACUGUGAACGUAGAUCAUGGAAAUCAAAGAGGAAGGGACAUCAGAGGAAGGCCAGCACUUUCUUCCUGCAGCCCAGGCAAAUGAUACUGGGGACUCCCAGUUCACAAGUAUUCAGAAGACUCCAAAUGAACCACAGUUGGAAUUCAUCCUUGCAUGCAAGGACCUUGUGGCUCCAGUCCGUGAUCGGAAACUGAAUACACUGGUGCAGAUCUCAGUAAUCCACCCCUCGGAGCAGAGUCUGACAAGAUACUCCAGCACCGAAAUUGUGGAGGGAACAAGAGACCCCCUGUUUUUGACUGGUGUCACAUUCCCAUCUGAGUAUCCCAUCUAUGAGGAGACCAAAAUAAAACUCACAGUCUAUGAUGUCAAGGACAAGUCUCACGACACUGUUCGAACCAGUGUCCUACCUGAACAUAAAGAUCCCCCACCAGAAGUCGGGAGAAGCUUCCUGGGUUAUGCCAGUUUUAAAGUGGGGGAGCUACUGAAGUCAAAGGAGCAACUGCUGGCCCUGAGCCUGAGAACUUCAGAUGGUGGCAAAGUGGUUGGCACCAUAGAAGUCAGUGUCGUGAAGAUGGGGGAGAUUGAGGAUGGGGAAGCCGACCACAUCACAACAGAUGUGCAGGGACAAAAGUGUGCACUGGUAUGUGAAUGUACAGCCCCAGAAAGUGUGAGCGGCAAAGACAACUUACCUUUUUUGAAUGCAGUGUUAAAGAACCCAGUGUGUAAAUUAUAUAGAUUUCCCACAUCUGACAAUAAGUGGAUGCGAAUCCGGGAGCAGAUGUCAGAGAGCAUACUUUCUUUUCAUAUUCCUAAGGAAUUGAUUUCCCUUCACAUAAAAGAAGAUCUGUGUAGAAACCAGGAGCUAAAAGAACUUGGUGAACUUUCUCCUCACUGGGACAAUCUACGAAAAAAUGUCCUUACUCACUGUGAUCAAAUGGUGAAUAUGUACCAAGAUAUUCUGACAGAACUUAGCAAGGAAACAGGGUCCUCUUUCAAAUCCAGCAGCAGCAAAGGAGAGAAAACAUUGGAAUUCGUUCCAAUAAAUCUACAUCUACAAAGAAUGCACGUACACAGCCCUCACUUGAAAGAUGCUCUCUACGAUGUCAUCACCGUGGGAGCCCCAGCUGCCCAUUUUCAGGGAUUUAAGAAUGGCGGUCUUCGGAAACUACUUCAUAGAUUUGAGACAGAAAGAAGAAAUACUGGAUACCAGUUUAUUUACUAUUCACCUGAAAACACAGCCAAAGCAAAAGAAGUCCUCAGCAACAUCAAUCAACUACAACCUCUUAUAGCAACCCAUGCAGACCUACUGCUUAAUUCUGCAAGCCAGCAUUCUCCAGACAGCUUGAAGAAUUCUUUAAAGAUGCUUUCAGAAAAAACAGAGCUUUUUGUACAUGCCUUCAAGGAUCAGCUGGUCAGGAGUGCUCUUUUAGCACUCUAUACUGCAAGACCAGGAGGCAUCCUUAAGAAGCUGCCCUCUCCUAAGAGCAGCACGGAGGAGAGCAGUCCACGAGACCAGCCCUCCCCGAUGAAAAGGCAGGACUCCAUACCGCAUCAUUCAGACUACGACGAGGAAGAGUGGGAUAGGGUGUGGGCCAAUGUGGGGAAGAGCCUGAACUGCAUUAUUGCUAUGGUGGAUAAACUGAUUGAAAGAGAUGCUGUUAGUGAAGGCAGCGGUGGCAGCCAAGACGGGGAAAAGGACUCUUCAUUAGCAGACUCCAUCACAUCUCACCCAAGAGAGGACUGGUAUGAACAGUUGUACCCCCUCAUCCUUACUCUGAAGGACUGCAUGGGAGACGUGGUGAACAGAGCCAAGCAGUCCCUGACAUUUGUGCUCCUGCAGGAACUUGCCUACAGCUUGCCCCAGUGUUUGAUGCUGACGCUAAGAAGAGAUAUCGUCUUCAGUCAAGCACUUGCUGGAUUGGUUUGUGGUUUUAUCAUCAAAUUACAGACAAGUUUGCAUGACCCCAGCUUUCUACAGCAGCUUCACACUGUGGGGCUGAUAGUCCAAUAUGAAGGACUGUUAAGUACAUACAGUGAUGAAAUUGGAAUGCUAGAGGACAUGGCAGUUGGCAUUUCCGAUUUGAAGAAAGUAGCAUUUAAAAUAAUUGAAGCCAAAUCCAAUGAUGUCUUGCCAGUUAUAACCGGAAGACGUGAACAUUAUGUGGUAGAGGUCAAGCUUCCAGCUAGAAUGUUUGAGUCGCUACCUCUGCAGAUUAAAGAAGGACAGUUGCUUUAUGUGUAUCCAGUACUUUUUAAUGUUGGCAUCAAUGAACAGCAAACUCUAGCUGAGAGGUUUGGAGAUGUCUCUUUGCAAGAAAGUAUUAAUCAAGAAAAUUUUGAACUUCUGAAAGAAUAUUACAAGAUAUUUAUGGAAAAGAUGCCUCCUGAUUACAUUUCACAUUUUCAAGAACAAAAUGAUUUAAAAGGAUUACUAGAAAAUCUCCAUCAAAAUAUUCAAGCCAAAAAAAGAAAGAAUGUGGAAAUUAUGUGGCUGGCUGCAACGAUUUGUCGCAAACUAAAUGGUAUUCGUUUCACCUGUUGCAAAAGUGCCAAAGAUAGGACUUCGAUGUCAGUGACGCUUGAGCAGUGCUCAAUCUUGAGAGAUGAACACCAGUUGCACAAGGACUUCUUUAUCCGCGCAUUGGAUUGCAUGAGAAGCAGACAAACCCAGGAAGCACUGAAUGAAUCCGAUGAUCCUGAAACAGGCUGUCUAACUGAUAACAAGCCAACUUCUCGACACUUCUAUCCUGUCGCCUUGCUGCUUGUCAGCUCGCACCUGCUAGUUGUGUGGCUUAUUUUAAGUCUUGCAUUACUAUUAGCCAAAUACCAAUAAGUCUUAUGUUGUAUUCCUUUCUUUUCUACAAAUGACAAUGGACUUUAAAUCAUGGGGACAAUGCUGUAAUAUUUCUACAUUUUCAGAUUCACAGAAUUUAACAAAAAUGUUUGAAUUGUAAGUGUUUUUGUUUUUCCUAAAAUCUAAAAAAACAAAAAGUACUAUGCAUUCUGUGAAUUAUUUUGCUUUUUUGUUCAUGGAAAAGUGUUUCCCACUGUUAUCUAGCUCAAGAAGAAUUUUUAAAUUACUGUCUUUAGAAUAAGACAAAGAACAGAAUCCUGAAAGCUUGAAGUUCUGAACCUCCUGUUCCUCUUCCCAUUCAAUUUAUUAAAGAAAUUAAGACUGAAUUUGCAUAACACACUGAAACCCUGAGACAAGUUCUAGAGAUGAGGGAGGUUGCAGACUUGAUUUCCACUGUGCUAAUAUCAUAGUUGUCAUCAGCAGAUAGGAAUUUUUGUUGUUUUUUUUUAACCUGUUAUUUUAUUUCUUUGCCGCAAUUAACCCUUUUCUGUCAAGUAACUUUAUGGAGAGAAUGGCUAUUUAUGUUUUGUAAUUAAAUUUACCUGUUUUGUAACUAUUGUUUGGGUUGAUUUGGCUUUCAGAGUACUUUUCUAUUCUUUUUAACAAGGUCUUGUUUGUGUCUUGAUGCACCAUUUCCAGCACUUGUGACUUUUGUACCGUCUGUGGACAAGCACUCUUCCUUUAUAAAGCUGAGACUUGGACCAGGCUGUUCGGGAAGCCAUUUUCUCUCUUUGUUGCACAGCUAAAAUAAUGAAGUAAAAAUAGAGAUAAAACUUUUCUUUAAAAAUCUGUAGGGCCAGACUUAAUAAAUUAAAUGCCUUAUUCCUAGAACCUGCAUCCUUAGGGCUACAUAUAGAUUUUAAUGUGUUUUAAAGAGACUGAAAAAUUAAUUUGUGGAAGAGUUAUAAAAAAGGCAGAUAUAUUUAUGAAAUGAAAGUGAAGCUGUAUUGUGGAGCAAAUUAUAUUUAAAGAGUUUAUUAAACCUUAAAUGUCUGUUAAGAGUAAAGAGACUUUAAUCAUCUCUUUCCGAGGGCAAUAAUGGUAUUGGGCCUGGCCUAGGAUUUAAUUUUGUAAGAUGUAUCAUCACUUGUGGAAAAAAAAAAUGUAGAGUUGAAUCUUUGUUAUUUUUACUUGGACUGUUGCUGCAACUCUGCAUUGAACAAAUAAAGCAUAUUUAUUUA